Messenger RNA from Durusdinium trenchii, 2104 nucleotides. The record is from the annotation of a GenBank genome assembly. Lineage: Eukaryota; Dinophyceae; Suessiales; Symbiodiniaceae.
CGGUCUUUCCUUCCCAAAACCCCCCCCGCUCUGGAGGGAGACGCUUGCUGCUUGGCAAGCCUUGGUGCCAUGGGGCAAACGCACAUCAAGUCGGCCUUGCAUAUUGAGAGUCGGAAACCUCCUAAGAUCCGUGUCGACAAGGAAGAUGCGGAGAACAUCUUCUUUCGAGGAAGAUGAGGCGCCGGAUGGCUUGACUCAGGUGACCGUGCGGGCAGUGGAGCGGAGUGGCCGGCUCAACAUCACUGGGCGCUAUCACCGACUACCCAAGCGGAUGGAAGAUGAUUAUGAAAGCCUUCCGCAAGUCCUGGGGUCUGGCUACAAUGGUGAGGUGAAGCUGGCCAGAUGCAAGACCACUGGGGCCAAGUUUGCCGUCAAAGCAUUCAAGUUGCGAGGGGUCAGCAAGGAGAAACGCAAGGAGCUGGAAAGUGAAGCAGAGAUUUUUCUGGGCAUGGACCACCCUCAUGUGGCUUCCUUGACCGACGUCUACGAGUCCGAAGAUCAACUUUACCUGGUCAUGGAGUGCAUGCUUGGAGGUGAGCUCUUCGAUCGUGUCGUGAAGCGGAAGCGAUUUACGGAGAAGGAUGCGGCCAAGGCAGUUUAUCAGAUGUUGCUGGCGGUGAAUUACAUCCACUCACAUGAUGUGGUGCAUCGGGAUAUUAAAUUGGAGAACUUCUUGUAUGAGGCCCAAGAUUCCGAUCAUUUGAAGUUGAUUGACUUCGGUUUUAGCAAGAUCUGGCAGCCCAAUACGACUAUGGCUGUGAGCUGUGGCACACUGGCCUAUGUGGCACCGGAGGUCCUGGAAAAGUCCUAUACCUCGCAAUGUGAUUUGUGGAGUUUGGGUGUGGUCGCCUUCAUCCUUCUCUUUGGCUACAUGCCUUUCUCCGGCCCUGAAACCAAGCAAAUUCACGACAUCAAGGAGGGGAACUUCACCAAAAAGCCAGCCAUUUGGGGUAAAGCCUCGCACACCUGCAAGGACUUUGUUCAGAAGUUGUUGGUGGUCAACCCCAAUAAGAGGCUGACCGCAGCUGAAGCUGUGGAACAUCCCUGGCUCAAGGCACAGGAUCACCAGCAUGUCAUUGAUCAGACCAUGGUCGAAGACUUGUGCAACUUUGCCAAGGUCUCAGUCUUCAAGCGCGCUUGCCUCAACAUGCUCAGCUGGUCCUUGGGGGUCGAAGAACGAAAGCAGGUGAGGGAUGCCUUCCUGCAGAUCGACAAGGAUCGCAGUGGCACGAUCACGAUCAACGAGUUCAAGCAGGCCGUGGAGCAAAAUCUCCAAAUUGAUGAUGAGACCUUGGAGAAGGCCUUCAAAGCACUGGAUGCCAGUCACAAAGAUGAAGUGCACUAUCAUGAGUUCUUAGCUGCGAUGGUGGCGUCCAGGAUUCACUUGCACGAUCAUACCUUGCAGGUGGCCUUUCGUCGCUUUGAUGUCGACAACUCGGGCUUCAUCACCGUGGAGAACCUUCGAGAAGUCUUAGGGCAGACCUUCGAGGGCAAUGAGGUGCAGAGCCUCUUGAGUGAGCUCAACCUGAAGAAUGAUGGUGCCAUCUCUUACGACGAAUGGCUUGAGUACUUGAAGGGUGCUCAUGGGGCUGUUGAGCCACACUAUGCUGAUGCUGCUGCACGUGUGAUUGACACAGAGAGGGGGAAGCAUCACAAGCAAGAGGCAGAAGAGGGUCGCACAUCCAGCAAGACCGUUCGGUCCAAGAAUCUGUCUCAGAACAAUUUGGGAGGGCGUCAGAGCCCCAACACGGCCAAGGAAGCGGAGGGGAUGCUCACGGCAUCACAAGUGAAGAUUGCAGAUCAGGAUGAUGAGGGGAAGCCCCUGGGAAAUCACAGUUGCUGUGACCAUGCUGGCUGCCAGCUUCAGUGACAGGUGCAACCCACGACCUCGCCCGUGGGGAAGGAUCAGGGAGAAGGAUUGAGGCAUUUGAGGCAUUGUUUAAACAUAGUCCAUGUUUCAAGCAUUUCAAACAGUUUGAUCAACACGCAUCAUUUCUCGAGGUGUAGGCGACCUCGAUAAUUUUUCCAGGUUGGAUUGCCAACGGGUUGGCUGAUGUGACACACUGUCAGAAGGCCAGGCACGUGUGCCACUUUAGGGCCAAGG